Molecule: messenger RNA, 956 nt
Organism: Rosa chinensis
Lineage: Eukaryota; Viridiplantae; Streptophyta; Magnoliopsida; Rosales; Rosaceae
Product: transcription factor TCP11
Exons: 1
Coding region: 105-854 (249 amino acids)
Cellular component (GO): nucleus
Molecular function (GO): DNA-binding transcription factor activity; sequence-specific DNA binding
Source: RefSeq, a predicted model, not a curated record
AUAUACUUGUGGGGUCGCAUAGAAUCCAAUCCCUCUCUCUCUCUCUCUCUCUCCCCAAAAACCAAACCCUAAAAUUUCUCCGGCGGACCCCAACCGCCACCGCCAUGGGCUCCGAGAUGGCCCUCCAAGACUACCUGUCCCCGGACCCACCACACCACCACCACCACCAACUUCCCACACUCAAGCGUGAGGACCCUACCCAAAACGUCGCCGUUCCGGCGGCGGUGCUCACCUCCACCACGACCGUCACUACCGUGACGACUGCUGAAGACUCGGCCAGGACGACUCAGCAGCUCAGCCGCACUCGGAGGUCGGCCAACACCAAGGACCGCCACACCAAGGUCAACGGCCGCGGCCGCCGUGUCCGAAUGCCCGCCAUGUGCGCCGCCAGAAUCUUCCAGCUGACCCGCGAGCUCGGCCACCGCUCCGACGGCGAGACCAUCGAGUGGCUCCUCCGCCACGCCGAGCCCUCCAUCAUCGCCGCCACCGGCACCGGCACACACCCGGCGCAGCUCUGCACCUCCACCCCCGCCAUCUCCGCCUCAAUGCCCUCCCUCCACUGCCGCCCCACCAUCAGCACCGUCAACACCACCGGCGCCGCCGGUCAGCUCGUGUACCACCUCCAGCAGCACCCUGUUUCCCAGUCCCACCAGCAGCAGCAGCUGAGCUGCCGGCUUGACUUGUGCCAGCCGCUGCCCGGUUUGGACUACUCGGCUGUGGCCGGGAACAACAACGGCGGGUACCAGAACAGCCACGGGUACAACCACCAUGGAUUCACGGCGCUGCUGUUGCAGUCUGGAGUGGGGGACGGGGGAGACGCCGCCUCCGGAGAAGGCUCUCAGGGACUCGACUAGUCUAGUCGAACUGAGAGUCUGUAUAUCACAAGGAUAUAGCAAAUAAUAGAGAGGGUAGUGAUGUAAUGGAGGAGGUUCUAUUCUGUUGAGCUGGGUUUCGAA